Messenger RNA from Chrysoperla carnea, 4296 nucleotides. Its product is annotated as formin-2-like. Gene Ontology annotation, biological process: actin filament network formation; cortical actin cytoskeleton organization. The record is from RefSeq and is a predicted model, not a curated record. Gene Ontology annotation, molecular function: actin filament binding. Bases 7 to 4272 code for a protein of 1421 amino acids. Lineage: Eukaryota; Metazoa; Arthropoda; Insecta; Neuroptera; Chrysopidae. The transcript has 10 exons. Gene Ontology annotation, cellular component: cytoplasm; cytoskeleton.
AUCAAAAUGGGUAACUUACAAAGUGGUAAUGAUAAGAAAAGUGGUAAAGUAAAAACACCAAAAAAAGAUAAGAAUAAAGAUCGUAAAUCACCAGCAAAAGAAAUACAAAAGGAUAAAUUAAGAAAGGAUUCGGAAUUACAAUUUACAGGUAUCGUACCACAAGAUAUUUCAACAGAUGAAUAUUAUGUAAUAUCUCUAUCGGAUAAAGAUAAAAAACACGUGGAAGACAAAGUACUAACACCAACAGCAGUAGAGGUAACGGGACCACGAGGUUCUUCUAAGCGGUCAGUGCCCUAUAAAGAAGAACAACAAAUGGCCUCUACUGCUGUUAUAAACACCAUAGUACCAGCAACAAGCAACGAACAACAUACCACAAUUAAUAAUAACACAGCUAUAAUUCCAUUAUCAACGUCCUCAGCGUCAUCAACACAUCAACAAAAAAUUGAUAAUAAUAAAAAUGAAAACAGUUGUGAAUCAUCUUCAACGGCAACAGCUAGUCAAUUUUUAGUGACAGAUUCAUGGCGUAAAGUGAAUAAACUUGAUCAAACAAAAGGUGAUGAUAAAAAUUCAAAAAAAAGUACACAAAUAACACCACCAAGUCGUGAUUCAAGUAGUGAUUCCGUAUUUACAGAUCCAUUAACAACUCCAAUCGGUGGAUUUACAACUGAAAUCAAUCAGUGUUAUUGUAGUGAAGAAAGUGUUGAUAAUACAUUAAGGAGUAGUGAUCAACAAUUUACUCCAUUAAAUAAUUUUAAAUUAAAUGAAUUCGAUUCAAAAGUGAAUAAAACAAAAUAUGGCAGUGGAACGAAAACAUUUGAAAAAUCAACAAUCACCGAUUUACAAGAAUAUCGUAAGAAAAAAUUGGCAAUAUCAAAAACAAGUUUAAUUAGUGUGAGUUCGGAUGAGAAUUAUGCUAGUGACAAUAUUUAUGUGUUUGAAUGCAAGGCAGAAGAAAAUACGAUGUUAUCUUUGGAUAAAAUUAGUUCACCAAAUGAUUCGGGGAAUCAUACAGCACAAUCGACGGAUCCAUUACAGGAUUCAACAUCGGCCGUAUUUAGCAGUGCAACAGGAAUGUUUGAUACAACGUUGAGUAAUUCGUUACAAGAACGUCGUUUAUCACAACCGACAGGAACAAGUUUUGUUUUGAAGCGUCAUAAAAAAGUUGAUUUAGCACCUACAAAACCAUUAACAGAUACUCCACCGUCUUCGACACAAAGUCAAAGAAGACCAUCAUCCGUUUCUGAUGCUGCUGUUGUGGGUGGAUUUACACCGCCGAAUGGUGCAUCAUCACCUAUACCAGAAUGUAAUGUCCUACGUAAAGUCGCUUCGUUAACAUUAGAUAAAGCAACAUUGGAAUCUGCUGCACGUCUAUCAAAGCCAAAAUUUGUUCCGGAAAAAUUGGAUUUUAAAAUUUAUGAAAAGUUUGAAGGCCACAUGUUAGUAAACUGGUUUAUAUCUGCAUGGACGGAGGAAGAUUCGACAAGAACCUGUCUGUCAUCAAAUGAUUUACGAACAUUGGUGACACUGUGCUGUAAUCAUUUACUCGCUGCAAGUGUACUACGUCAACUUCCUGAUAAAAACGUAGAAAUUUCUCCUACUUUUCGACCGGAUUUAAUGUACUAUUGGGCGCAUAAUGAAGCACCAGCAUCAAUGCCACAAACGCCUGGUCGUCUAUCACAAUUAUCCUGGCCACCAACAUCACCUGGAUCAAAUGAAAUGUUAUCAUCAUCCGGCGAUAGUAAAGUGCAAAAUAAAGCAUUAAGAUCGCCCGAUAUAUUCCCGGAACAACGCAAUAAUCAUGAAAAUGAGAAUAAAUGUAAUUAUCCAAUAUCUCGCUCGGUGUCCGUACCCGAAACAAAACGCAUUUUAGAAUUAGAAGAAAUAAAUAAUAAUUUACGACAAGAAUUGGAAAAAUAUAAAACAUUAGUUGAAAUACAAUCGUUAACAUCGAAUGCAAUCAAAGAUUUUGGUUCGCCAGUAAAAACCACAUCAUCGUUACCCGCAUCUAAUCUUGUAAAUAAUAAUAAUAAAACCGUAUCAGAAUUAAGUAGUGUAAAAAAAGUAUCGCAAUCAACACAAACAAUAAUCGCUUGUGCAACAAGAGAUAUUGGAAUUUUAUGUGAUAUCCUGGAUGAAGCUGCAGCACAAAUCAAAAACAAUAAUAGUAAAUUAAUUAGUGAAAUCAAGUCUGAUGUAGAUGAACAUAAAAGAGAUACGAAUGAGACUGAUAUUAUCACCACGUCUGCUGAAAGUGUACAGUCACAAUCACAAUCUAAUGUUCCUAUUACAAGUAGUAUUGUUCCUAGUAUACCAUCACCUCCAUCUACAAUUUCAUCAUGUUUGCCAAAAAUCGAACCUAGUGAAACAAAAUCGACAUCCCAUUCCUCUGUACAAAUCCCUCCUCCUCCGCCACCACCUCCAAUGCCUCUAGAUUCAAAUAUUCCAAUACCUCCACCACCUCCACCUCCAAUAUCAGAUGUACCUCCUCCUCCACCACCUCCACCAUUGCCAUGUCCUAUAGAUUCAAGCAUUCCAAUACCACCUCCACCACUCCCAAUAACAGGUGCACCGCCACCUCCUCCACCACCACCUAUGCCUGGUGCUCCCCCACCUCCACCAAUGCCUGGCGCAGGAAUACCCCCACCACCUCCUCCUCCUGGAAUGCCUGGUAUGCCACCACCACCUCCAAUGCCAGGUAUGGCUGGUAUGCCUCCACCUCCUCCAAUGCCAGGAAUGAAUAUUCCACCACCUCCUCCACCAAUGGCUAGUGGUGGUGGUCCCCCUCCUCCACCACCAUGUCCUGGAAUGUCUACAGAUGGUAGUAAUGGUAUACCACAACCACCAUCAGCGUCAUGUGGAACACCCGUUCCAUUUCCAGCACCACCUGCUGGUGGAUGGAAUUGGCAAAGUAAUAUGCCGGUGAAUGGUCCUAAUUAUCCAGCUUUAAGAAAAAAUCCAAAAAAUCCACCAGUUCCUAUGAAACCAUUAUAUUGGACACGUAUAGUAAUACCAAUAACAAAUCAACCAGAACCAUCAAUUGAUACAACUGAUAAACCAUUAUGGUUACAAUUAGAAGAAACCCCAUUACCAAAUAUUACAGAAUUUGUGGAUUUAUUUUCACGACAAGUGAUGACAAAAAAACCAACAAUAAAAAAAGUUGAAAAACCAUCAAAAAUUCAAGCUGUGAAAAUAUUAGAUAGUAAACGAUCUCAAAAUGUUGGCAUUUUAGCACAAAGCUUACACGUUGAUUUCAGUGAAGUUGAAAAUGCUAUUUACAAUUUUGAUACAUCUGUUGUUAAUUUAGAAUCUCUUCAACAAAUUUAUGAGGCUAGAGCUACCAAAGAAGAACUUUCUCAAAUAAAGGAACAUAUUGCUUCAAAUCCGGAUGUCCCAUUGGAUAAACCAGAACAAUUUCUUUUACAAUUAGCAGAAAUUCCAAACUUUGCUGAUAGAAUAUCAUGCUUUAUGAUUCAAGCUGAAUUUGAUGAUGCAAUAUCCACAAUUAGCGCUAAGAUAGAUAAUAUUAAAUUUACCUGUGAUUUCUUAACGAAUAAAGAAAGUCUCAAGUCUGUAUUGGCCAUUAUAUUAACAUUAGGUAAUUAUAUGAAUGGUGGUAAUCGAACGAGAGGUCAAGCAGAUGGUUUUGGUUUAGAAAUUUUAUCGAAAUUACGUGAUGUUAAAAGUAAAGAUUCAUCGGUUACGUUACUUCAUUUUAUUAUACGUACAUACAUCGAAAAAUGUGAUGAACAAAAUGCCGCAAAUAUCCCGUUACCCAUUCCCGAACCAGGUGAUGUCGAUCGAGCAUCAGCUGUUAAUUUCGAUGAUAUCAAAGCAGAUUUAAAGAAAUUGAAUGAUCAAAUUGCCGAAUGCGUAAAAACAACAGCGAAAGUAAUUGCUGCAUCAAAUGAAUCCAAUUUACAACCAUUUAAAGAUAAAAUGGAAUCAUUUAUUGAGGUGGCUAAAAAAUAUUUAAAUAAUGAAAUGGAAAGUUUAGAAGAAUGUAGAAGUAAAUUUAUUGAAACAAUGAAAUUCUAUCAAUUUCGACCAAAAUCUGGUACAUUAGAGGAUUGUCAACCAGAAGAUUUUUUUGUAUUAUGGUCAUCAUUUUGUGUUGAUUUUAAAGAUAUUUGGAAGAAGGAACAAAAUAGGAUAUUGAAUGAAAAGUUACAAGAAUUGAAACGAAAAUCGCAACAAAGGAAAAAUCCUGUAAUGAAAAUACGACCAGGAGGUUUAAAGUCUAAAAUAUUAAAACUACAAGGAAAAACAAACUAAACUAGAAUAAAAAAUACAAAUAAA